Molecule: messenger RNA, 878 nt
Organism: Betta splendens (Siamese fighting fish)
Lineage: Eukaryota; Metazoa; Chordata; Actinopteri; Anabantiformes; Osphronemidae
Exons: 4
Coding region: 32-793 (253 amino acids)
Source: RefSeq, a predicted model, not a curated record
AAGGGGGCGUCGUCUCCCGUGACAGUCCGCCAUGCUCAGCUUGGUGCAGCACUGUGGCCGCAACCUGCUGACACGAAGCGCCAUUCAGAGCGUGAAUAAGGCGUUUUACUCCUCACACAUGGGCAAACGCGUGGCCGUGGUGCUGGCGGGCUGCGGGGUGUAUGACGGCAGUGAGAUCCACGAGGCCUCCGCCGUUUUGGUUCACCUGAGCAGAGGAGGCGCAAGUGUGAACAUGUUUGCGCCCAACAUUGAGCAGAUGCAUGUGGUGGACCACCUGAAAGGCGAACCGUCCCAGGAGAAGAGGAACGUGCUGGUGGAGAGCGCCAGGCUGGCCCGUGGGGACAUUCAGGACCUGUCUAAGCUCAGCGUGAAGGACCACGACGCCGUCAUAUUCCCAGGUGGGUUCGGAGCAGCCAAGAACCUGUGCACGUGGGCUGUGCAGGGGAAGGACUGCUCCGUCAACGACGAGGUGAAGGCGGCGCUGCAGGCGUUCCGCGGCGAGGGCAAACCCAUCGGCCUCUGCUGCAUCUCGCCUGUUCUGGCCGCCAAGGUGUUUCCCGGCUGCGAGGUCACCGUCGGCGUCGAGAAGGACGACAAAUACCCCGACACCACAGACACUGCAGCCGCCAUCAACCAACUGGGAUGCAAGCACGUGAGCAAGAGCGUCGGCGAGAGCCACGUGGACGAGAAGAACAAGCUGGUGACCACGUGCGCCUUCAUGUGCCACGCGCCCAUCCACGAGAUAUUUGAUGGGAUCGGCUCCAUGGUGCAGAAUGUGCUGAAACUUGCUUAAUUGAAUUAAACCGCGGCGUCGAUGAGCUUUGUAUCAUAGUGUAGAGUCCAAGAUUUAAAGUUGAAAUAAAUAAAAUAGAAGCGUU